GCUUACUCUACCCGAGCUAUUACCCUUCCUUGCACGUCGUUGCAACAGAUUGCCGUCAUGAAGAUCCCCGCUGGCACGGUCCUUCCCUUUGCGCCUUGGGUUGCGCCAAAAGCAGCCCUAAGAGGUGUCCAAGACAUCACCUCCGAGUCUGCUCUGGCUGUUAUCCGUGCCGCUGGGGCAAGUGCCACCUGUGAGUGGUUCGAGCAGCCAAUAGACCACAAAAACAGGAGCAUGGGGACAUGGCAGCAGUUGUACUGUGUCAACCCUCAGUGGUGGGUUGGUCCCGGAUCUCCGGUGGUGCUCAUGACUCCCGGCGAAACGCCCAUCACAACGGCCAUCAACUCCGCCCGCGGAUACACAUACUUGAGCAACACGACCUUGUCCGGCGCAUACGCCGAGGCUCUUGGAGCGGCCGCGGUUGUGGUCGAGCAUCGUUACUUCGGCGGAUCGUCCCCGUAUGAAGGCUUUGACUCCGAGACUCUCCAGUACUUGAACAUGGAGCAGGCCGCAGCAGACAUGGUCAACUUUGCCCAGAAUGUCGCCUUCCCAUUCGACGAGGAAAAGUCAAGUGUAGCAUCAAAGGCACCAUGGUUGUAUUGGGGAGCGUCAUACUCGGCCACGCUCGGGAGCUGGAUUGAGCGCUUCCAUCCUGGCGUCUUCUACGCCUACCACCUCAGCAGCGCCACGGUCGAAGCCAACACGGACAACUGGUAUUACUACGAUACCAUCAGGAAAGGCAUCGACAGCUACCGCAAGGACACGAGCUGCAGUCUCGCGCUUACCGAGGUGGUCGAGUUUGUCGACAGCUUCUUGCUUGCAUCUCCCGUCAACAGCACAGAAGUUGACGCCUUGAAGCAACUCUUUGGAGCGACCUUCCCUAUUGCCGACGAUGACUUCGCCUAUGCAAUUGCAACCCCAUUCCGGUACUGGCAAGAGACCGGAGGCUACCGCGACGUCCUCGAGAUGUGCGAUGUCAUCGUCAGCUCCCAGGAAACCGAGGAAAACAAGGUCCUCGGCACCGUUCCAGCCUCGGUAGCGACCUACGCGGCCUACUUCCGCAUAAACUUCCGCGACUCAACUUGCACCUACUUCGACGUCUGGGGCCAAGAGGACCCGCUCUGGUGCCUCAACACGCACGACCUGCUAAACCCAUUCUUCGAGGCGCGCACGCUCGGCAACCCGUGGCGGACCUGGUACUGGUUCCUGUGCAACGAGCCGCUGGCGUCGUGGGCGACGGGCGCGCCCGAGGGCACACCGUCCAUCGUCUCGCGCCGGAUUGACCCGCACUACUGGCAGCGCCAGUGCGAGAUGCACUUCCCGCCCGAGAACGGCCAGCGGUACGGCAGCUCCAACGGCAAGACACCCGACGGCCUCAACAGCCGGACCGGCGGCUGGCUGCGGAACUCGACGAGGGUCAUCUGGACGAGCGGUGAAUUCGACCCCUGGCGCGCCACCGGCAUGUCGAGCGAGAUCCGCCCCGGCGGCCCGCUCCAGUCAUCCGACAAUGUCGCCGUGUUCCUCAUCAAGAACGCCGAGCAUGCCGACGACGCCCUCACCGCGAGGGGGCUGGCGAAUCUCAAGAUGAAGGUCAACCCCGAGGUCGUCAAGGUCCAGGAGCAGUCCAUUGAGCUCAUGAAGAGAUGGGUUAGCCAAUACCUGCUCGGGGAGCAGGGCAAGUAG
Messenger RNA from Parathielavia appendiculata, 1680 nucleotides. RefSeq lists its product as uncharacterized. Gene Ontology annotation, molecular function: dipeptidyl-peptidase activity; serine-type exopeptidase activity. The record is from RefSeq and is a predicted model, not a curated record. The coding region runs from base 58 to 1680 and encodes 540 amino acids. Gene Ontology annotation, biological process: proteolysis. The transcript has 7 exons. Lineage: Eukaryota; Fungi; Ascomycota; Sordariomycetes; Sordariales; Chaetomiaceae.